AUCCCAUAAGAAGGUUUAUGUCCUUUCUAGUACCGGUAUUCUAAUUCCUAAUUCUAUGUAACAUCCUUUCUCGUCAGUGUAAACGGAAGUGAAGUGAACAGUGCCGAAGAUCAUUUUCCACGUUAGCGUUUUUAUUGUUGUUAUUUAGACGCGUAUUUACUGGCAGAGCAUCACAUACGUACCCCCAUGCAGUCUUUAAUUCGUGUUGGAGAGACAGGACUUGGUUCAUAGAUGUUAACUAGGUAACACGAGCGAGCUGCUAACAAUGGCUAACUGUAUGGUUUUUCACACUCAAAUAGCCUCCAUCAUGGAGGUGCUAGCGAAUGCAGCUGUGGCAGAUAUCUGUAAACUCGUAGACGACGACUAUGCAGUGUUUCGUUUGGAAAUAACUCAAAGCCAGAAAGAAAACAGGACAUUGCGGAGGAAACUACAGCUACAGGAACUGAAAGUGUCACGGGAGCGCGCAGAGAGGACAAUGCGAGAGCGCGUCCUCGCCAGUCGUCCCAGUAGUGUCAAGAUCCUCGACCGAUACAGAGGAAUGGCAAGAGGUGAAGGACAUCUCACUGGAGGCCACAGGAGCUUUGUGAAGCCAGCGGGACACAAUACAUUGAGAGAUGACCAACCAAUCACUGUUGAUGAGGGGAGUGGAACCUCAACCCAGCACGUUACCGUGAUGGAGUCUGCAGAUACAGAGGCUGCAGGUCCUAGAGUAAAGCAGGAGAGGUCUGAAAGAAAGGAGGACCUACAGCAUAGCAUAAACAUCCAGACUGGAACGGCUGGAGCGCCCCCUAUAGCAUCGGAGGACUCCACCACCGCCCCAGCGCAGCCCAGAGCCGGCUCAGAGUAUUUACCGGUAUUUCACCAGAUCCAGAGGACGGUUCAUUCCUGUGUAGAUGGUGACGCACUAGUCACUGGCGUUGAUGAACCAUCAUGUUCUUACAGUACAGAGAUGGACCCUGGCAACAUGCCCUUGGGUUUAGAGACACAGACUGAUCUGUCUAAAGGGGAAUGGAACCGGUACAGUAGUAGUAUAUACUCUGAAGGGUGCCUAGAUAAAAAAGGGGAGUGUCUGGUUGUAGAUGAGGUAAUUGUGAAAGUGGAGGGCGACGCUUCUCCCAUAUGGGAGGCAGAUCGUCUCCUAGGAGACGGACACUCACAGGGCAGAGAUUUCUUAGAUUACAGGGAAAGCUUAGAAACAAAUCCAAAUGUUGCGACCCACUCCCCUUUACACAUUCUCAGGGAUCGCGACCCAGUGUCCACGUCGAUGGGGCCUUCUGAUUCACACGCCCACGUCCUUUUCAAUCAGGUAUUGAACUCAAACGACAUGGCUAGAGCCCAGGCUCAGGGAGGGGGAGCCACAUCAGGCAAUAAUAAAGAGAAACGGUUCCUCUGCAUGUUCUGCAACAAAGGCUUCAGCUGCCCCCAGAAGGUGGAGAUCCACCAGAGGGUCCACACAGGGGAGAAACCCUACAGCUGUGCCCAAUGUCACAUGCGCUUCGCUGAGGCUGGCAGCCUGAAGAGGCACCAGAGGGUCCACACAGGGGAGAAACCCUACAGCUGCCCCCAGUGUGAGAAGAGGUUCUCCCACCAGCACCAUCUGAAGAGGCACUUGAAGGUCCACACGGAAUAGAGGCCGUUUGCCUGUAAGCACUCUCGGAAGAGGUUCUCAGAGAGGAGCUUCCUCAGGAUACACCAGCAGAAAAACGAUUCCACUCGAUAACAUAGAAAGUAAGCAUUCCAUUCAAUGGCUUCUGACAUUUAGAUCAAACCCUGCCCUAAAGAUAGAUCAAUUUCCACAACAUCAAAGAGCGUUGAAGUGCAAGGCCAAGACAUUUUGGGAUAUAUGCGCCUAAAAAGUCUUAAAAUAAUUUAGCCUACGCAGUAUAGACGCUAUGUUCACAAAUGCCUAUUUCAUUACUUCCAUUCAACUACUAUUUCUUCUUCAAUAAUCACUUUUAUAAAAAAAAAAUUAACACUUUUUCUCCCCAAUUUCGUGGAAUCCAAUUACAGUCUUGUCCCAUUGCUGCAACUUCCGCACGGACAUG
Molecule: messenger RNA, 2045 nt
Organism: Salmo salar (Atlantic salmon)
Lineage: Eukaryota; Metazoa; Chordata; Actinopteri; Salmoniformes; Salmonidae
Source: RefSeq, a predicted model, not a curated record